GGCAGAGGGCGCAGGGUCUGGACGGGACCGGGCGCGGGACCGGGCGCGCCAUGGGCGGGUGGCGGGACAUGUCCGCCGAGGCGCUGGAGGACCAGUACUCCCCCAGCCGCUGGUCCCCCCGCCUCGACCGGGACACCAUCAUCGACGCCCACCUCGCGGUGACGGCGGCAGGAACCGAGCGGGCCCGGGCCAGCGCCCAGACCUCGCUGCACGUCCCCUAUGGCAAAGGGGACGGGGAGAAGCUGGACAUCUAUUUCCCCACGGACCAUUCUGGGACCUUCCCGGUCCUGGUCUACAUCCAUGGCGGAUACUGGCAGUGCCUGAGUAAGGACGAGUCGGGGUUUGCAGCCCCCCCGCUGGUGUCGCAGGGGGUGGCGGUGGUGGCGGUGGGGUACGACACAGCCCCCCGAGGCCACAUGGACACUAUGGUUCUGCAGGUGCGCCGCAGCCUUGCCUUCCUGGUGGAACAGUACCCUGAGAUCAGAGGCAUUUACCUGUGUGGGCACUCGGCAGGGGCCCACCUGGCAGCCAUGGUGCUGUUCACAGACUGGACGGAAUUCCACGUGGUGCCAGAUAUCAAAGUGCCUCUGCCUUCAGGAGCAGUGCUGGUGAGCGGCGUGUACGAUCUGGAGCCCAUCCUGCACACCUAUGUGAACGAUGCUCUGAACAUGAGCCGGGAGGUGGCCCAGAGGAAUAGUCCCAUGCGACACGUUGCCCCGGCGGUGCCAGCAGCCUGUGAGGUGCUUGUGGUUGUGGCCCAGCACGACUCCCCGGAGUUUCGCAGGCAGUCGCAGGAGUACAGCCAGGCCCUGCGUGCAGCCGGCUGGUCCGUCUCCCUGCUGGAUCUGGCCGGUGUGGAUCACUUUGAUGUCAUUGAGAAGCUGUCUGAGAACAGCUACAUCCUCACUCAGGUCAUUCUGAACAUGAUUUCAAGAGCAUGAUGGCAUGUUGAGAGCAAACAGACAGGGACCAUGGCCCUGCAUGACGGCACCAGGCAGCCAGCCAGUGUUCCCCUUGCCCACUGCCUCCUUGCUCCAGCACAGGGUGGCCACUGCCUCAGACCCCCCUGGCCCCUUCUGCUCUGCCCUGCCUAGGCUGGUGCCCCUUUCCUGGGGUCUUCCUGCCUUCCUGCCUGCCGGAGCAUGAGGGGCUGAGGGCUCCAAGGCUCUGUCCAGACAACUGGUUGAUGAAGAUCAUUCCCUCAGUGUCCUUUAAACUGCAUAUUGUCAAUACAAAAUAAAACAAGAAUUACUGUU
Messenger RNA from Lepidothrix coronata (blue-crowned manakin), 1256 nucleotides. It is a transcript of the gene AFMID, whose product is annotated as arylformamidase. Gene Ontology annotation, molecular function: arylformamidase activity. The transcript has 11 exons. NCBI's taxonomy places the organism in Eukaryota, Metazoa, Chordata, Aves, Passeriformes, Pipridae. The record is from RefSeq and is a predicted model, not a curated record. The coding region runs from base 51 to 941 and encodes 296 amino acids.